CCGCUGAGCUGAGCUGAGGCUCUUCGGCACCUCCGGCGUAAGCCAACAAUCCAUCAUGACGUGACAUGCCGCCUCUCCUUCAGUUCACCUCCACUCCACCUCACCCACCGCAACCAUGCCGUCCCCACUCCCCAACGACGACCCCCGCAAACUCUCGCACGUAGACUCGGCAGCGCGCGCCGCCAGCAUCGGCGCACUCGUUGGCGCCGCGAAGUGGGGCGCCGUGUCACUGGCCGGCGUAGCACUGGCGCACGCGUUCUCGCCGCUGGUGCGCAACCUCACGAUUCAGUUCCGCGUGUACCUGUGGAUGUGCCCCACGACCAUUGGGUCGAUGGUUGAAGCUGACCAUCGGUUGAGGAUGUAUGAAACCAUGGUGCGCGCGGAGAGGAGGGAGAAGAUUGAGGAGGCUAGGGAGAGGGCGCUGGUGGAGGAGAUGGUGCUGCUGGAUGAGAUGGAGGCAAGGGCGAAGGAGCGCGCGGCGACGAAGGGGAAGUGAACGCGAGCGCGAACACGAUCGCGAUCACGAUCGCUGGAUGCAGGUGUAGGAUAUAUGGAUGUAGCAUCCAGAUGUAUAUUAACUACUACUACAGGAGACUUCUUCUUCCUCCAGUCAUCCUCUUCUCUAUGGUACUUGCGACCCCGCCUUGGACUCAUUACAACACUCCCGCACCCCUCCUGGCCGUCCCCAGAAAACAAAUAAACGGGU
Tricharina praecox is the source of this 706-nucleotide messenger RNA. RefSeq lists its product as uncharacterized. The transcript is spliced from 3 exons. The coding region runs from base 116 to 496 and encodes 126 amino acids. NCBI's taxonomy places the organism in Eukaryota, Fungi, Ascomycota, Pezizomycetes, Pezizales, Pyronemataceae. The record is from RefSeq and is a predicted model, not a curated record.